AUGGCAAAAACGGCGCCUGACGCAAAGAACAGGCCUGCCGGCAAUGCUGGCAAUGCUGGACAAGCUGGCAAGCCGCAGGUGCGGUUUGUCCCAGAAGCUUCGCAGAGCAAGGCUGCGGACCAGGAGCUACAGGACUACAACCAGAAACUCAGUGACAUCUCAGAAAGGCUUUGCAAGGGAGUGGAGUCCAAGGAUGAGAGGGCUGUCCAAUGGGCAAGGCUGCUCGACACAGCUUUGAAUUUCAAGCUGCCCUGGAGGGACAGGGAAGUGCGCCUGCGUGUGCUGUACCACUGCCUUUACGGCUUACCCGACUCGAAGGCUCUACCUAGUGUGCCGACGGCCCUGCUCUCUCAGCGAUAUUCAGAGGAAGCGGAGAACCGCGUCGAGGCAAACGUCGAUACUCUGCGCAUUUCGCUGCCAGAGGCUUUGCGACAGCUGUCGACACAGAGGCAUCCUGGCGCCUACUUCCUCCUCACCUGUCACUUGGGUAAGGAACGCCUACCCGCCUGCCAGGGAUUCCCGUGGCUCACCUUCGGGGUGCUCUUGAUCCUGCUGGGAAUUCUUUGCGGCCCGGGCCGUCAAGCUCCGGUGGCCCUGCCUGCGCAGGGCUGGGCGGAGGCUGCAGCUUUUGAGCCGCUGCAAGGUGCUGCGCGGACAGCCGCAGUCACUCCAAUGCUUGUUGGUGCAGCGCUGCUCGUGACCCUGCGCAGAGUCACAUCCAGCCGGAUGCAGGAUUGGAGCCUUCUCUUGUGCCUGGGAAUGGUGAGCCUUGGUGCAGCCAACAGUGAUGUGCGCCUGGAGCGCAGAGAUGCGAAUUUCUCGGCAGGCUGCCUGCCCAUCUGUGACACCCAGGACACGGGGCGGGCUCCAGCCAGCCUCAACGUUGCCUUCGCCCUACAGCCGAGUACCAUGUGCUUCCGGACGCAGGUCACCAACGGAACAUCGGCCACUGUCUUGGGGAGUAGGCGGUGA
This is a messenger RNA of Symbiodinium pilosum, 972 nucleotides long. The record is from the annotation of a GenBank genome assembly. Lineage: Eukaryota; Dinophyceae; Suessiales; Symbiodiniaceae.